Molecule: messenger RNA, 2721 nt
Organism: Nyctereutes procyonoides (raccoon dog)
Lineage: Eukaryota; Metazoa; Chordata; Mammalia; Carnivora; Canidae
Gene: GCK
Product: glucokinase
Exons: 10
Coding region: 137-1537 (466 amino acids)
Biological process (GO): intracellular glucose homeostasis; glucose 6-phosphate metabolic process; regulation of insulin secretion
Cellular component (GO): cytosol; mitochondrion
Molecular function (GO): glucokinase activity; D-glucose binding; mannokinase activity
Source: RefSeq, a predicted model, not a curated record
CGAGGGCAGCUCUUCUGCGGGGUGGCCCUCACCUGCACAGGUGGGCCUCUGUCCCCGGCUGCAGUCCAGCCCUGCACCUCCGCAGGCAGCAGUGUCUCCACCUCCCAAAACAUCUACCUCUUGGCCUUUCGGAGACAUGGCGACAGAUGCCACGAGGAGCCAAACCCAGACAGCCUUGAGUCUGGCAGAGCAGAUCCUGGCGGACUUCCAGAUGCAGGAGGCGGACUUGAAGAAGGUGAUGCGGCGGAUGCAGAGGGAGAUGGCGCGGGGCCUGCGGCUGGAGACCCACGAGGAGGCCAGCGUGAAGAUGCUGCCCACCUACGUGCGCUCCACCCCAGAAGGCUCAGAAGUCGGGGACUUCCUCUCCCUGGACCUGGGCGGCACCAACUUCAGGGUGAUGCUGGUGAAGGUGGGGGAGGGCGAGGAGGGGCAGUGGAGUGUGAAAACCAAGCACGAGAUGUAUUCCAUCCCUGAGGAUGCCAUGACUGGUACUGCUGAGAUGCUCUUCGACUACAUCUCCGAGUGCAUCUCCGAUUUCCUGGACAAGCAUCAGAUGAAGCACAAGAAGCUGCCCUUGGGCUUCACCUUCUCCUUUCCUGUGAGGCAUGAAGACAUCGACAAGGGCAUCCUCCUCAAUUGGACCAAGGGCUUCAAGGCGUCAGGAGCAGAGGGGAACAACAUCGUGGGGCUCCUCCGUGACGCCAUCAAACGCAGAGGGGACUUUGAAAUGGACGUGGUAGCAAUGGUGAACGACACGGUGGCCACGAUGAUCUCCUGCUACUAUGAAGACCGCCGGUGUGAGGUUGGCAUGAUUGUGGGCACAGGCUGUAACGCCUGCUACAUGGAGGAGAUGCAGAACGUGGAGCUGGUGGAAGGGGACGAGGGCCGCAUGUGCGUCAACACCGAGUGGGGCGCCUUCGGAGACUCGGGCGAGCUGGACGAGUUCCUGCUGGAGUACGACCGCGUGGUGGACGAGAACUCCCUGAACCCCGGCCAGCAGCUUUAUGAGAAGAUCAUCGGCGGCAAAUACAUGGGCGAGCUGGUGCGGCUCGUGCUGCUAAAGCUCGUGGACGAAAACCUGCUCUUCCGUGGGGAGGCCUCGGAGCAGCUGCGCACGCGCGGAGCCUUCGAGACGCGCUUCGUGUCGCAGGUGGAGAGCGACUCGGGCGACCGAAAGCAGAUCUACAACAUCCUGAGCACGCUGGGGCUGAGGCCCUCGGCCACCGACUGCGACCUCGUGCGCCGCGCCUGCGAGAGCGUGUCCACGCGCGCCGCGCACAUGUGCGCCGCGGGGCUGGCGGGCGUCAUCAACCGCAUGCGCGAGAGCCGCAGCGAGGACGUGAUGCGCAUCACCGUGGGCGUGGACGGCUCCGUGUACAAGCUGCAUCCCAGCUUCAAGGAGAGGUUCCAUGCCAGCGUGCGCAGGCUGACGCCCAGCUGCGAGAUCACCUUCAUCGAGUCGGAGGAGGGCAGUGGCCGCGGCGCAGCCCUGAUCUCCGCAGUGGCCUGCAAGAAGGCCUGCAUGCUGGGCCAGUGAGCCCGGAGGCCACCAGGCCAGCAGGAGGCAGUGACUGGCUGGACUUGGGCUCCGGGGGACUCGCCCCCACAGGUGCCCACAGCCUGGUCCAGUGAAGAGGUCGCUCUCUGUAAGGACCCUGGACGCCUCCCAUUCCCACUGCCACCCCACAAGAUAGGGACGGGCCCACAGGGGAUUUGGAGGGCCCUGGGCAGGCCUCUUCCCUCAGAGGCAGUUGAUGGGACAGACCAGGGCCUUAACUGGGUUGGGGGCUGAGGUGAGCUGGCACAGACACCCCCAGAGUCCCUCACCCGUCUUGCUGGAACCAAGGACCCAGAAGGGACUUGCUCACUCGGGACUUGGCUGCGUUUCUGCACUGCCUGCCCUUUGGAGCCUUUGGCCUGACUCUGCCUCGCCUGGGCCCUGCACUGGACCCUACUGUGGCCUGGGAACCCCUGGGGAGGCAGCCCUGCUGACCUGGCCAGACGUGGACCGGGGCUCCUCAGGGAGCCAGGGGCUGCCCGGCACCCAGGCCUGGCUGUUUUCUUGCCUGGUGUGGGGGGGUGGAUGAUGGGAGAGGACCCGCUCCCCAGUGGAGGUGGCUGGUACCCCGCGGCCUGCAUUUGGAGGCCUCCUUGCUCCCCUGCCACUGACUCUGAGUGGUUUGUGGUUCUGGGAUGGAAGCUCCCAGGUGGUGCAAGACACAGAGCCCCCAGAACCCCUGCCCAGAGGAGCCCAUGAGGAGGAGAACCCCACCCCCAACCCCAGGCAGUCCUGGGAGCACCCUCCAUGGGAGAGUCCUCAGCUCCCACAGGGCUGGCCUAGGAAGACAUCACACAGCACUCAGCACCCAGGGGACCGCCCAGGCCUCCCUCUUCUCCCUAGACCUCCAUGUGCCACACCCCCCUCUCAUGCCCAGCCUGGGACUGUGUGGUUUUUUAAUUAAAAGUCUCAAAAGUUGAGAAUGUGGCCUUGACCAGUGUCCUUUGAUCUGUGUGCAUACGGGCCGGGGGACCGAGUGGAGAUGUGGUCACAUGCACGUGGACGCCCAUGGAACUUGCCAGCCCUCCCUGCCCGCUGUGGCAGGGGUGUGAAGUGCCGUAGGCGGUAGGAGUAGAGGUGGGGUGUUGUCCGUCGGGGGCAGGGGCAGUCAGCCGCCCUGGCCUUGCCCGGGCCCUGCUGGCCAUGUGUGGGAUGUGCGGGCA